AGCUGGCCCACAGCGAUAAGCGGCCCAGUGACAAGAGCUUUCUCUACAAGUGCUGGGGCACCGGGCUGAUGUUUUCUCCAGCAGAGAGCAUCAAGCCCCAGCUAUGGCGCCUGGUGGAGCUGGUCAAUUUCAGAGAAGAAGAGGAAAGAGAGGGAUUCGCCCGAGCACUUGGGCUGUGUGCCAGGCAACACCUCUAUGAGAUUUUUGCCAUCCUGGAGCACUAGGAAGAGGUCGUCAGCAGGGUGCAGCUCCAGCCUUCUGCUGUUGGCUCUCUGGAGGAGCCAGCUUCCAUCAAGCAGCUGAGAAGCCUCCUGUUCCUCACCUAUGGGCACGUGGUCCACUCAGGCCCCACAGACCUCAUCCUAGAGACCAUAGGAUACAAGAUCCUGUCUCUCAUGCAGAAACACUAUUUUCUGAGCCCACACGACCCGCUGGUGAGAUCUGCGUUUGUGAGAAGCCUCGUGCUGGUGGGUGAAGCUGUCACCCAAGUGAGCAGGAGUCCCUUGGUGAGCCAGGACACAUACACCGUGCUGUCCCCCCUGCUGGAGAUCCUCAGAGGCAAGGACCGGGCCCGGCUGCAGAGCCCCGACCACAAGUGUGCCCUGCUGGCCAUCUCAUACAUAGGGAAAUUCCAGCCUUGCCUGUCUAAGGAACAGGUGGCUGAGACCAUCAGCACUUGUGUCACCAGCUCCAUGAUUCAGCAUCCAGCCCUGGUGAAGCUGAGAGGGACUGAGGUGGCAGAAAGUUCACCUAUCCGGGCAGAGUCUCUCCAAGAACUGCCCUGGGAGGGCCUGGACCAUGUGCUGCAGACAUUCCUGGAACAGCACCUGACCCCCACCAUGCUACUGCAUCUGUUUCUGCACUUGCAGCCAUGGAUCUGCUCCCCCCGGGCCCAGGAGAGGAGCCGAGCUGUGAAAGCCAGCGCCCGGCUCCUCAUGUUUUAUCGAUUCAAGGCCAUGAUCGAGGUGACAGACAGACGCCCCUACACUGAGCAUGUCCCGCAGGGGCACCCCCUCGCCCCAGCUGGGAAAUGCCCUCUCCCCUCUGGAAUCCCAGCCUGGUCCCUUCCCCAUCCCCGCACACUUUUAGACACCUCAUCCCACCCCUAGAGGCUGGUCUUCUCUGAUUCACCAGCCUGCCAGGUUCCCCAGGGCCAGCAGCGCCUUCCCUGCAUCCUGCCCAGAGCCGACAAGCACGGAGCCCAUUUUACAGCCUUCUCCAAACCCCCCACCCCAGAGCCAUGGCGUGGCCAGAACUGAAGCCUUGUUCCUCCUGAACCCCCUGCCCCCUGCCCCAUGGGGAAGGAGCUCCUCCUCUCCUUGCCUGCAGCCCUCCUCUCUGCCCCCACAGCUCAGCACCUAGCCCGAGCUCCCCUCAAGGGUGGGCACCUCCUCACACCAGCCCCCACCCCUGAGCCUGGAGUCACUGCUUUCCCCCAUGGGGGCUCUAACCCCAGCCCCUCUGGUUCCCAUCAGGAGAAGGCGGCAAGGGAGGGAGGUGGCCCCCCAGCUGGGAGAAGUGAGUCUGGCCACCUCCGCCCAGCCCUUGCUGUGACCCAGCGCCCCCUGGCAGUGCCCAGGCAGGAGGGUAUGAACCCCUUAGGACUGGCCAGGGCCUGAAGGGCCUUGAGGUCAGCCACCAGCAGGCUCAACCUGCUGCUUCUGGCCCGUCGCCCCUCAGAGGGCGUCAUCCCCAGUGUGUCCCAGCUGGGCCCGUGUGAUGGAGUAGGGACUGUCUGUGUGGGGGAUGGGAGAGCCAGGGAGGACU
Molecule: messenger RNA, 1767 nt
Organism: Mauremys mutica (yellowpond turtle)
Lineage: Eukaryota; Metazoa; Chordata; Testudines; Geoemydidae
Product: maestro heat-like repeat-containing protein family member 1
Exons: 9
Coding region: 396-1109 (237 amino acids)
Cellular component (GO): cytoplasm
Source: RefSeq, a predicted model, not a curated record